AUGGCUUCGACUACAGGCGGAGUUCAAGUUGCCAUUGUUGGCAUCGCUGCCCAGCUUCCAAGUGGCGCAUAUAGCGACAAAAACCUCGACUACCAAGCAUUCUUCCAAUUUCUCCUCGAGAAAGGCGAGGCAUAUGAGAAGAUACCUCUCGAGAGGUUCAACAUCGACCACCUACGCGGUGAUGGGCUCGGCCAUAUUGUUUCAGACACAGGUGCUUUUCUUAAGGACGUGCACCUCCUAGACUACCUCGAGUUUGGCAUUACGAGCAAGGACGCACGAUUCAUGCCGCUCAGUACACGCCGUCUGCUAGAGACUACAUUUCUUGCACUUCUUGACUCCGGGAUCGACUAUCGCGGGAAGAAUGUAGGGUGUUACAUGUCUGGUGUUGCACACGACAUGAUUACCAUAUCUGGACACGAUGAUGGGGAGGCGCGCGGAACAUUCGCUGGUGGCCCUGCGAUGGUCGCGAACCGCGUCUCGUACCACCUUGACUUGCGAGGUCCAUCUGUUCCCGUUGAUACUGCAUGCAGCUCUAGCCUAUAUGGAACUCAUCUGGCCGUGCAGGCUCUCCGCAACGGAGAAUGCGAAGCUGCCGUCGUAGGUGGAUGUCAGAUCAAUCAUAGGCUCGCGGAAUGGUUCAUGUAUAGCCAGGGUGGUAUUUUGUCCCGCGAUGGCAAGUGCAAGCCAUUUGAUGCGUCCGCAGAUGGGUUCGGGCGCGGGGAGGGUGUCGUUUCAAUUGUUUUGAAGCCACUGAAUACGGCUCUGCGUGACCAUGAUCACAUUUACGGAACAAUCUUGGGCACGGGGGUAAACUCUUCUGGAUCACUUGCUCCAGUCAAUGCCCCUGUUGCUUCCGCUCAGCAGGACGCGAUGCUGCGAGCAUUUGCUCAGGCGCAAAGACGACCACAGGAUGUUGAUUUCAUUGAGUUACAUGCUACAGGGACUGCACAAGGUGAUCCUACUGAAGCCAACUGGGUGGGUGCUCAAUUCAAGCGAGACGAUGAGCUGCUAGUAGGCAGUAUCAAAGGAAACAUCGGCCACCUGGAGAUCACCGCAUUCCUCGCUUCACUUUGCAAAGUAUGCUCCAUGUUUCGCACAGGCGUCGCCCCACCAAAUGUGAACUUCGUACGUCCUAAUCCAGCUAUACAAUGGGAAGAGUACAAGCUGCGCGUUCCGACAGAGCCAGAGCUGCUCGCGUCUCGGAGCUCAUCUGGCUGUCUCCUGGUUGCGAUGGCCAGUUCCGGAAUUGGCGGAGCGAAUGGGCACUGUGUCAUUGAGGGUCCACCAUCUGCGCGGAGGGCAUUAUCGUCCUUGUGGCGAUCCAGCGCCCUUGGGCUAUCUUUGAUCAUUGCUGCUGGACUAUCACCUCGCUCUGUAACCGCCAUAGAAGAUGAUCUGAAAGGCCUCAUUGCAAAGGAGGACGCAAAUGUCGUCUCGCGAGUCUAUGGCCGUAGGUCGAGGUCUCUGACAUGGCGUUCCUUCUCCAUCGCCCAGCACGGUCAGUUAUCCCGUUUUAGCGAACAAAUGAUCAUCCCGAAGUCUGCACCCCCGGUCGUAUAUGUCUUCUCCGGGCAAGGUCCCCAACAUUUUGACAUGGGGCGCGAUCUCUACAAGACAUCAGCUGUGUUUCGCGCGACAGUGAGAGAAAUGGACAAAGUCUACCGCGACGCUAUGGGGUUGUCGCUGGUCGAUCAGAUAGGCCUUUUCGACGAUAAGGACUCUAUCAAUGGCCUGGGCAGCAUAUGGCCAGUAGCGGUUACUCUUCCCGCUUUGACUAUGCUUCAAAUUGCUCUUGUUGACACUUUGUCUGGCUUGGGUGUAAAAGCAGACGUUGUCAUCGGCCAUUCCGCAGGCGAGACCGCAGUGCUGUAUGCCUCCGGCGCAUGUUCUGCGGCUAUGGCCAUGGAAAUUGCGAUAGCAAGAGCGAAGGCUAUGACGGUACUUGAAGAUCGUAAUGGCGCAAUGGCGGCACUCGCAUGUUCUCCACAUCAGGCGCAAGAAGUGAUAAGUAGCGUUCUUUUGGACGCAGGGCCAGGCUUUCUGUCCAUCGGAUGCUACAAUAGCCCUGAUGCUGUGACGCUCUCUGGAGCCAGUUCUCAUGUCGACCUUGCUGUCAAAAAGGCGAUUGCUCACGGGAUCUUCGCCAGACGCCUCCGUACGCAUAUUCCUGUUCACUCAGACAUGAUGGAUCUUUGCCAGGACGAAUAUGAGAUAUUGUUGGCGGAAGUCUUCGCUAGAUAUUCCCUCAAGCGUCCAAUAAUCGAGGUAUACUCGACGAUGACUGGUGCCCAGUACGAAUCUCCAUUUGAUGCUUCGUACUUCUGGGAUAGUGCUCGUGGUCCCGUCCACUUUACUCCUGCCGUAGAGGCCAUUCUAGCAAAGUAUCCUAAUGCGGCUUUUGUUGAAGUCGGUCCCCAUCCGGUACUCAUUAGCUAUCUAACGUCCAUGAUCGACGAGCGCAAUGCGAAUGUAAUUCCUACUCUCAGGCGACCAAAAGUACAAGCACCUGGCGCUGAACUAUUCAGCUUCCUGGAAUGUCUGGGAAUGCUGGUUGUUUAUGGCUGUAGCACCAUUGACUUCGACGUUCUGUGCGGAGUCGUCGAGGCAAGCGAAGGGUCCAUCCCUGAGUAUCCCUUUUCCCGCAAGGACGUUCCCUACCUUGCUCAUACACACCAUGUCGCCCGGAUGAAGCAAGUUCGCAACGGCCCAUUGAAUUACCCGCAGCUGCAGAUCAAUGCGAAGACACAUCCUGACCUGGCCGAACAUGUCAUCAAGGAUGAGCCAAUCAUGCCGGCAACAGGUUAUAUUGAGAUGGCUUUAGAGUUUGGUGCAAGAAAACUCUGGAGCGUAGAGUUCGUUUCUUUUCUCGCGCUGUCAUCUGAACGUCCCACACCCGUUCACGUCGACCUUGAGGGUCCACGAUGGACAGUGCAGAGUGCGUCACCUAUGAUUUUCGCGAACGAGUGGCCACCCAAGUACGACCGUGUUCACGCGAGAGGAUAUUUAUCCAAAACGUAUGAGGCUGGAGACGAGAAGCCACCUAUAAAUCUCACCGAGGUCCGUAAGCGACUCAAACCUAUCGACAUGAGAGAUUUCUACGACGGAUUCACGAACUUUGCUUCUUAUGGGCCGAUAUAUCAAAGAGUGGUCGCGUGCAGUAGAGGUAUGGACGGGUCCGGACGGGAGGAGUUCUUAAUGCAAGUAAGAGGUGGGGAAGAUGAUCUUGAGAAUUUAGAUCAAUAUCGGAUACAUCCGGCCAUACUCGAUGCUGCGUUGCAUGGCUUGGUGCAUCCUGCGCUCACCGGCAACAAGAAUGACCGGGACCCUCGAUACUUCCUUCCAUCUAGAACGGCCGCGUUUGUCUUACAUGAUGGAUUGGUUACAAGGCCUUUCCCACCUGUCGUUUACACUUAUUCCACUAUCACAAAGUGGACGCCAGAGUGUGUGGUGUGUGACGUUAUAUUGGUAGACGGGGAGGGAAUCCGGUUGUGCACCUUUGAUGGAUUUGAGAUUGCUAGACAUGGCCAAUUCACCAGGGAAGUGAAACGCCGAAAUGAACUCAUUCACCGUCCUACCAGCCUCAGUGUACCUCGGCGAAGCGCCGAUAGCGAGACAAUGGCUAGCCCGGGGAAUGGAUGCCUCCUAGAUGUCCCUGUUUUGCCUCUAUCAAAGCAGCGUCGCGGGCGAGAUUUGUCAACAGGGAACGCGUCUGACAGUGGAUACAGCAGCCUCUCUGACACCGAAUUAAAUGCUUCGCCCCACCACGCUGCCAGAGCAUCAUAUAUUCUGUUCGAGUACGUGAGAGGUAAAGAGAUGGAACUACAGCCUCUUAUUAUGACCCUGGAUCCACUAGACAAACUUGAAGUCUGGUUCAUCGCAUCCGCGGGACUCGAUGGGGAUGCUGGCGUUGGAUUUACGAAAUCUCUGCGAAGAGAGUAUCGAAGUUGGGUCGUCAGGAUGGCUGUGUUUGAAGGUUCGUGGACCGUGGAGGAGCGAAACGAGGCUAUCAAGUAUCUGUCUUUGCGUCCCGAGUGCGAAGUCGAGAUUAUGAUCGACUCCUACGGAUCUGUGCUUGCGCCGCGAAUCGUUGCAACAACGCCGCCUACUUCAGUAUCUGCUUUUCGCUUGGAAUACCCUUGGAUAUGUGAUCAGUCUUCCGUCAAGCAGACUGUAACGCCUUACAUUCCAGAAGGAUUCGCCCUCGUUCGUGUUGAUUGCCUAGCGAGAGGACCUGGUCAGCUGUGGGCAUUCUUUGGGGGCACAGAACACAUCCCUGGUAUGAUCGCUGGGAUCACGUCGGGGCCGAUAUCCAAUUUCGUACUCUCUCACAAGGAGAGCUUGGUUGAGUAUCCUCAUUCUGCCGAUUUCCAUUCAGCGCCACCCCUCUUAGCACUCACAAUUGCCGCUCUUGCUCUUGGGCCUAGCACCUUUUCUAAGCCGGCACGUCUCUGUCGCGAGACGAUUCUAGUGACAGACGCAGAUACCGAACUAGGAAGUCAGGUCGCCAGCAUAUACACCCAGCUAGGACUUAGCGUUCUUACCUUGCCAGCCGAUAUCAGGUUCUCGGAGCUCUUAACACUCCCUAAAAGGCCCCGAUUCAUCGUAUCAGGAUCGGAGGACACAGGAGUGAUCAAGAUGCUGAGAGAACUGACAUCCGGAUUUGGGAAGGUCUUCCUGUGGAAUGAUAAUAGCGCGGGUAUUGCUGGACUUGUGGACACUGAUCCAUGGCUUGUCGCUGACGCUCUUAGAUGCGGGAUCUCAGGCACCACAUUGAUAAAUGAAAGCUUCUGCUCUCCAUCUGAAUUCUUGAGCGAAGUUCCGACCUGCAUUUCAGUCCCGUUGACUCACGAUGUCUUCAAUCCCGAGAAAGCGUAUCUCCUUGUUGGCGGGAUUGGAAGUCUCGGCCUGCGAGUCGCUCUAUGGAUGUAUGAGAAAGGUGCGAGAGAAAUUAUAUUAACAUCAAGGUCAGGACGCGAAGGUAUCAUCAGAAGAGACGAGUUUGUCUGCCAGCGCAUAAUGGUCUACUUGGAGAGCUUGCCUGAUCUCGUGCUGAGAGUGGAAGCAAUCGACGCGUUGUCCGUCCAACAGAUGAAGCAUCUCGUUGAUAGCCUUGGACGUCCGCUAGGAGGCUGUAUGAUCCUCACAGCGAUUCUCAUUGAUCGCACGUUUGCAUCACAAACAGCCGAGACAUUUGAAGCGCCCAUCUCGUCCAAGGUCAAUGUCUUGAGGACCAUCGAGGAAGUGAUCUCCAUCGCUUCCCUGGAUUUCCUGAUUGCUUUCUCGUCGGUAUGUGGGUUGUUCGGCAAUGCGGGUCAAACAAACUACGCAUGCGCGAAUAUGGCUUUGACCGGACUAAUGCGGAAAUACAAGAAUGCGACAACGAUCGCUGUACCAUUUAUUUUCGACACGGGUUAUCAGAUCUAUAUCUCCUCUUCUGACACUUUGCGGUGGGCACGAAUGAAACACUUAAUGAGUUGGAGUAUGUCGAGCGCAGAGUUGUGCGACUGCAUUGAGGAUAGCAUUCGAAUGCUGCGCGAAGGUCCCAUCUGGCAGUACAUUCCGGAUCUUGACUGGAAUCUCGUACGCUCAAAUCUUGGGCCAUCUCCAAUGUACAACGACCUCAUAUCUGAUGGUUCAUCCAUGAGCCCGGAUUUGGCGGAGCCAGAGGGCAGCAACCUGCGUGAGAUUGUGUGCAAGACACUUGAUCUUACUUCUGAGGACCUUUCGGCGGAUGUUCCCUUCAUCUCUUAUGGCCUGGACUCUCUCUCAGCCGCAUCACUCUCAUACGCCUUGCGUCCCCUUGUUGCUGUGUCCCAAAUACAACUCCUCGCCGACUUGACGCUCACUGACCUUGAGCUUCGCACCGAAGAAGCUGGUAGAGCUCAUACAUCCAGUCUGUCCGGAGGCUCCACCGAUGUCGACCAGCAUCGUUUCCAAUCCAAGUCUGUGGAGAUGCUCGAUAUGGUUGACAAAUACACUACUGGCUUUCCCCACCGUUCGCCUGUCAGCACCAGUACGGUCGAGCGUCCAAAGAUAAUUCUCAUCACCGGAACCACCGGCAGUCUUGGUGCUCAUCUGCUCGCCCAUCUCUUGCAGUUAGACGGAGUGCAGACGAUAUAUGCUCUGGUCAGAAAGCGGGCUGGCAUGUCCAGUAUGAAUCGCCAAGUGGCUGCAUUCACAGCGCAAGCAUUGGUAUGCUCCCUGCUGAAUUCUGAGCGGCUGGUUCUUUUAGACGGUGAUCUGCAUGAGCCCUCGCUCGGGCUUCAAGCAUAUGAUUAUGAUAAGCUGCGAUCCUCGCUCACACACAUCGUGCACCUCGCUUGGCCCAUAGAUCUCACGAGCUCCCUGGCCGCAUUUGAGCCUGCUAUUAACGUCCUCCGACGACUCAUAGACUUGUCGUCUGGCUUCUUGGACCGCCCGCCGCCAAGACUGAUCUUCGCAAGCAGUACGGGGAUCUACCGGAGAAUCGAGUCGCUAAACGCUUUGAGAGAAGAACCUAUCGAUGACCCGACAGUCGCGAUCGACUCGGGUUACACCGAAUCCAAGUGGGUCUCGGAGCAGGUCCUUGCUGUCGCAGCAGAGCACAAUCUGGUCCAGCCCGUCAUUGUGCGUAUCUCGCAGCUCUCUGGUAGCAGGAAUGGCGCAUGGAAAGUGACCGAAUGGGUCCCGAGUCUCGUUUCCGCAAGUUGUGCGAUGGGCUGUCUGCCUGAUGCAGUCGGGAGCGUAUCCUGGAUCCCGGUCGAUAUUGCCGCUUCCGUUCUCGCCGACAUGCUCGACUCAUCGCGCCCCGUCCUGCACCUGCGUAAUCCACAGCCCGUUUCCUGGUCGCACAUGAUGGCGCAUUUCUCGGCCAUGUUGAACCUGCCCCUCGUUAGCUAUCCCGAGUGGGUCGCACGCUUGGAGAGAGACAUGGCGGAUGUGGAGAAAGCACGAUCGCCGUAUCUACAAGCCGGGAUUCGCUUGUUGGAGUUCUUUCGCGUAGGAAGCGAUCCAGACCACCAGAAUCGUGUGGGGAAUGCAAUGACCGGUAGCAGGCCGAUUGUCGUUGAGCUAGAGGAAGCGCGAAAGGUGAGCAAGACACUGGAUGCUGGUGUACCACAGUUGGGUGAAGAGGACGUGCGGCGGUGGGUGGAGUGGUGGAGGACAACAGGACAGCUGCCGACGAUGUAA
Molecule: messenger RNA, 7170 nt
Organism: Fibroporia radiculosa
Lineage: Eukaryota; Fungi; Basidiomycota; Agaricomycetes; Polyporales; Fibroporiaceae
Exons: 22
Coding region: 1-7170 (2389 amino acids)
Biological process (GO): fatty acid biosynthetic process
Molecular function (GO): fatty acid synthase activity
Source: RefSeq, a predicted model, not a curated record